Messenger RNA from Prorocentrum cordatum, 986 nucleotides. NCBI's taxonomy places the organism in Eukaryota, Dinophyceae, Prorocentrales, Prorocentraceae. The record is from the annotation of a GenBank genome assembly.
GCCGGAGAGCUCAUAACCACUAAGGGUCACCUUUCAUCUGCUUUAACAGUACAUUUUGCUGAGAUUGAGAAGGGAAUAUUGCUCUCGUGGGAUGAGUUACGUGCAAGAUACAACAACGAGCAGCUCGACAUGCUCGAGCAUGCUUCGUUCAACACCGAGAUGCUGCAGACUCACCGCGAGCUCCUAUACGCGAUUAAAACAAGUUGUGCAAAAAAGGCUGUGGGCCCAGAUGGUGUGUCCUUCGACCUUCUGAAGGCUGCAGCACAAGAGUCUACGGAUCUGAUAUUGCCACUUAUUACGAAAGUGGGAGUUUCUGGCCGCGAGCCCCUGGGCUUCAAGGGCGGCUGGCAAGUGGAUUUGUUCAAGUCUGGGGCUGUGGGCCCCAUCGGGAACUAUCGUGGUAUCAUGCUUGGGGUCCACAUUGCCAAAUUACACCAUAAAUUUCUACGCUCGAAGUUAGUGCAAGCCACUGAGAUGCUUUUGAACGAGUUUCAGAUGGGUGGCCUGGCCAGCAAGGGCACGGAUAUGGCGCUUCUGCAGGUGAACAUCAACAAGCGUCUUGCUUCCCUGGCCAGGCUCCAGCACACCACCCCGAAGGCACCCCAGCAAAGGAUCUUCGUGGACCCCGAGUCGCCCCAGGUCGAGAAGGACGUGUGGGGCCCCGCAUAUGUAGAUGACUUGGUUUCCCUAGUUGAGCUCGAAUGGGCCACCAGCUGGAAAGCGGUUGCCCAAGAAAUGGCUACCAUUGUGCACGAAGAAACGAUCUCCAGAGGUUUCCAGGUGAACUACAAGAAGGGAAAAUCAGAGCUCAUGGCAAUGUUUGUGGGAAAAGGGACCCGCAAGGCACGGCAGGAUUUUGCUGAGGUUGCCCCUCAAGGCCUACACAUCCCUCGUCUUGGUGUCAGGUUGGCCCUCACGCUGAAGUACAAAUACCUAGGAUCGUACAUCGACUCCAAGCUCUGUAUGGGCCCCGAGGUCUCCCACAG